Molecule: messenger RNA, 1623 nt
Organism: Scaptodrosophila lebanonensis
Lineage: Eukaryota; Metazoa; Arthropoda; Insecta; Diptera; Drosophilidae
Gene: ste24c
Product: CAAX prenyl protease 1 homolog
Exons: 2
Coding region: 125-1516 (463 amino acids)
Biological process (GO): CAAX-box protein processing
Cellular component (GO): endoplasmic reticulum membrane
Molecular function (GO): metalloendopeptidase activity
Source: RefSeq, a predicted model, not a curated record
CUGGAAACCGGCAUGGCUUGGACGGUGUGAGGAAGGGGGAUCGUAACAUCUCUGUGUAUAGUUUCAAAAAUGAAAAUUACACAAUCACUAUGUUAUCAUUUUGUUUAUUUAUCUUAAGUUAGCUAUGACAUUUUACGACGGUUUGUCCAUAGAUCCUAAACUCAUUCUUUACGCACUGAUAUUUAUCGUGGUGGCCGAUCAUUUGUGGGAAAUAAUUUUAACCAAACGCCAGCUUAUAGUUUGCCAGAACUCCAUUGUCGUCCCCGAGGAGCUGCGCCAUGUUAUAUCUCCGGAGAUUUUCCAUCGGGCCCGUAUUUAUGAACUGCACAAAGCCGAGUUGUUCAUAUGGAAACACUUCAUAGAAGCCGUUAUUAGCGUAGCCGAGUUAGUAUUCGGCUUCUACCCCUUCCUUUGGCAUCUUGCCGCCUUGACCUUGGCCAAGCUGACGUCCAAAGAGAUGUGGAUUAGCAUAGUAUUUGUUUUCUAUCUGACCAUAUAUAUUUGUGUGCGCUAUUUGCCUGUGCUCGCCUACGAAAAGUGCAUUCUGGAGCUGCGCUAUGGUGGUCAGCAGCAUUUUCAACUCUGUCUAUGCUGUCUUGUGGCCGUGUUGGCUGUCGUUCUGUCACAGAUAUUGCUCGCACCUGCAACAUUGCUGAUUGUCUAUUGCGUACAGAAGGCGGGCUACUGGUUCUUCCUGUGGUUCUGGCUGAUUUGGGCUCUCUUUACGCUUAUUCUGGUGUUCUUUCUGCCCUACUGUUGUAUACCUUGUCUGGGGGUCCAGACGCCACUGCGAGAGGGAGCGCUCUACACAGAAGUAAAGCGUGUGUGCGACAUGGCUCGGUUUCCCAUGUCACGUGUCUUCAUUAUUCGGACGAAGACGGUGCAGUACAGUAAUGCGUAUUUCUAUGGUAGCUGCUGUCUGAAACGCAUUGUCAUCUUUGAUACGUUGUUGUUAAACAAAGGCAUGGAUCCUUCCUAUUUGCGGCCGCACGAGAUUGGACGUGGCCUGACCAAUUCACAGGUAGCCGGAGUAGUGGCGCACGAGUUAGGCCACUGGAAGUACGGGCAUUUCUAUAAAGCGACGAUCAUCAUGAAGCUCCACUUUCUGUUCACUAUGGUACUUUUUGGUCUAUUGUUCCAUUGUCCCCAGCUGUAUCAAGCGGUGGGAUUCAUCAGUGGCCUAUGUCCGAUCAUAGUGGGAUUCCUCAUCGUGCUGCGGUUUGCCUUGACCCCGUAUCUAGUAAUUGCAAAUUUUUUGAUGCUUUGGAAUCUGCGACGUUUCGAAUUCGCCGCCGACAAGUAUGCCCAUUCGCUGGGUUAUUCUAUGCAGCUGCGUGCAGCCCUUGUCAAGAUAUAUGCGGACCAUAUGAGCUUUCCGGUCUUCGACAGGUGCUAUGCUCGGUGGCACCACACUCAUCCGACCAUACUGCAAAGGUUGCGUUAUCAGGAGAAGCUGGAUGUGAGGGCGAACUUUAAUGAAAAUAGGGCUAACUUAAAUCAACCUACAAAUUAUUAGUUUUCAAUCCAAGUAGCUAUUUCGUGAAAGAUCUAUUUUAUACUUUUUAAAAUUGUAAAUCAUUACUGUGUAAUUGAAAAUUAGAGGUCAUUCCAAUUACGUUGAAA